This is a messenger RNA of Prosopis cineraria, 1122 nucleotides long. Its product is annotated as ras-related protein RABB1c. Lineage: Eukaryota; Viridiplantae; Streptophyta; Magnoliopsida; Fabales; Fabaceae. Gene Ontology annotation, molecular function: GTP binding; GTPase activity. The record is from RefSeq and is a predicted model, not a curated record. Gene Ontology annotation, cellular component: Golgi apparatus. The transcript has 6 exons. The coding region runs from base 265 to 900 and encodes 211 amino acids.
ACGGAAAGUGUACAGAAGUUGGAAUCGGAACGGAAACGUAUUUGCCUCUCUGGAAAUUGCUUGUGAAGUUUCUAUUUGAUUUUGACUCUCUCUCUCUUUGCCUGCUUUCCAUUCAAUUCUUUCCUUCUUCUGAUUGCUUUAUAAUCAUACCUCUUCCAGGGGUUUUCUGUAUAUGUUUGAUGUUGUUUUCUUAGAAAGAGCUAUUGAAUUGGAAAGAUCUGAACUUCGAGUUUUAGCGCUUCACCCAUAUCGCGAAUACAAAGAAUGUCAUACGCUUACCUCUUCAAAUACAUCAUCAUCGGCGAUACCGGUGUAGGGAAGUCAUGCCUUCUACUUCAAUUCACUGACAAACGCUUUCAGCCUGUCCAUGACUUAACCAUUGGUGUUGAAUUUGGCGCCAGGAUGAUUACAAUUGAUAAUAAGCCAAUCAAGUUGCAAAUAUGGGAUACGGCUGGUCAAGAAUCUUUCAGGUCUAUUACAAGGUCUUACUACAGGGGAGCUGCCGGCGCACUUCUUGUCUAUGAUAUUACAAGGAGGGAGACAUUUAACCACUUGGCUAGCUGGUUGGAAGAUGCAAGGCAGCAUGCGAAUGCAAAUAUGACCAUUAUGUUAAUUGGCAAUAAGUGUGAUCUUGCUCACAGAAGGGCAGUGAGCACUGAGGAAGGCGAACAGUUUGCUAAAGAGCAUGGGUUAAUCUUCAUGGAGGCUUCAGCAAAAACGGCCCAGAAUGUUGAAGAGGCAUUCAUAAAAACAGCUGCAACCAUAUAUAAGAAGAUUCAGGAUGGUGUUUUUGACGUAUCAAACGAGUCUUAUGGAAUAAAAGUGGGAUAUGGUGGAAUUCCCGGACCAUCUGGAGGCAGGGAUGGCUCGUCUUCACAGGGUGGAGCCUGCUGCAGUUGAAGUGGAACAUAACCUAUUUGCUCCUUAUUUGCAUUCUCUUGUGGUUUUUUGAUUGUUUUAUAAUUUGGGUCUGGACAUUGAUAAAGUGAGGAAUGGUAUGAUAUAAUAUGGGCUGAACCAAUCUACUUGGUGCAAUUGAUUGAUUAGUUAUUUCUGUAUUCUUAGACAUGUUGGUAAAGAAUUGUUCGUUUAUUGAAAUAUAAGCGUGAUGUUUCUCUCUUC